This is a messenger RNA of Quercus lobata, 975 nucleotides long. RefSeq lists its product as uncharacterized. Bases 1 to 975 code for a protein of 324 amino acids. The record is from RefSeq and is a predicted model, not a curated record. The transcript has 4 exons. Lineage: Eukaryota; Viridiplantae; Streptophyta; Magnoliopsida; Fagales; Fagaceae.
AUGUCUAUAGCUCGGCUACUCACCGAAGACUCUAAUCAUGAGCCGAAAAAGGCUAGAAUGGAGAUUCGACCAUCGUUGAGUUUUUCGGACGAGAACAAGAUUGGAACCAUAUGGCCACAUGAUGAUGCUUUAGUGGUCACCCUCAGGAUAGGAGGGUAUGAUGUGAAGAGGAUAUUAAUAGACCAGGGCAGUGGUGCAGAGAUUAUAUUCCUUGACUUGUAUAAAGGGUUUAACUUAAAGCUCGAGGAUUUGACAGCCUAUGAUUCACAUUUGGUAAGCUUUGAUGGGAAAGUUGUCAUCCUAAUAGAUCAGAUUAGAUUUCCUGUGCAAGUAGGUUUAGAGGUAAUGGAGGUGGACUUUAUUGUAGUGGAUGUUUAUUCUCCUUACACGGCCAUUGUGGCUAGACCCUGGCUUUAUGCCCUAGGAGCUAUUUCUUCAACUUUGCAUUUGAAGGUGAAAUAUCUGUCAAGGGACCAGAUUGAAGAGUUUAUGGGGAGUCAAUCCAUGGCUAGGCAGUGCUUGGUCGGAGCUCAAUUGCCUCCUUUGGAGAAGGAAGAACUAUUAGCGUUUCUGAGGAGGAAUAUUGAUGCAGUAUCGGAAGAGGCAAAGUGUGAGAGGUUGGAGGAAAUUGCUAUAGAUGGUAAUCCGGAGAAGUUUUUUCAGAAUACUUAUGAAGCUCCAGGGGUGGAUCCAUACUUCAUUUGUCAUCAUCUGAAUGUUAACCCAGCUGUCCUCUCGAGGAAGCAACCACCUCGACGCUCAUCUAAAAAGCAUUCUGACGCUAUUAAGGAGAAGGUGAACAAGCUUAAGCAUUCUGGGGCUAUUAAGGAAGUUUUCUACCCUGAGUGGUUGGCCAAUAUAGUGGUAGUGAAGAAGAAGAAUGAGAAGUGGCAGCAAGGACUUACUGAAGAUUUUAAAGGUGCAAUAAGCUUGGAAACAAGUGAAAAGAGGGAUCAGGUAGCAUCAAAAGCCUAA